UUGUCUUUUGGAAUUUGUGCGCUAGCUGCAUUAAAAUGCAAACAAAAAUUGUUUAGCAAAUAAGAAAUUGUAUAUCGUGUAUAUUCGGUGAAUAAUGUGAAGUGAUCGGAUACGCUCAGCUCCAUCUUAAGUUGUAUUUCUAUCUCGAAACGGUAAUGGUGUGGUUGUAUCUGAAUUAAACUCUACAAAAGAAAAAAGUGUCUCUUGUCUGGUUGCUUUAGUUUUUGGCAUGCAAGUCAUGAUCUUGGCUCGAAACCGGCAUCAGCCACUGCUUUGAUGACGCAUUCGAUUACGGGUGCGAGUGCGAGUACGAGUACGUGUAUCUGUAUUUCAGUGUAUUUGUGCGAGAUGCUUGUAUUUACGAUUGGCGCGCAAAUUUUGCGAUACCUGGUCAAAGGCAGCUGCCUUUUGCUUGCCCUGCUGGCCACACUACGGACUGUUGCCGCUCAUGUGGCCAACAACAGCUCAAUACAGGCGGUUGUGCCGGCUGUCAACGAUCCCAAUCUGGUGCUGGUGAACAAAUGCUGUGAGAAGUUCGAGAUACACGUGAACAAUACGUGCCAGCAGGUCAACCAAACUGACUAUUUUCAGCCCAUGUUUACCAGCUACAGCGGCGAUCAAAACAGACCAGUGGCGAAUUUUAAGUUCGUAAUUGGUGUGCCCAACUGUGGCACCAAACAGAUGUGGCCUGUUUUGGACUAUGCAGGCAGCUACGACAAGCUGGUUCUGUUGGACGAUGGCAAAUUGAGGCACUAUACCAAUACCGAGGAUGAGGCCGACGAGCAGAACGGCGUGAAAGCUGACUACGAUGAGGAUUUGGCAGAGGCGCAGAAACCGCGCUUUUAUGACUAUGAGCAAGGUCAAUACUGUCUGGACAGGGCAAUUUCCCCGGAGCACAAGCAUAGCCUGUUUGCGCACAUUUGCUUGGCCAGAAAGGAAAACAAUUGGAAUGAUUCGAACUUUUUGUUGCGCAAAGUACUUAAUCCCAUAUUCCAUGGCAUAUCUCUGGUACUAUUACUUAUCAUAGCCAUCGUCUAUUUUAUAUUGCCUACGCUAAGCAGAGAUCUGGUCGGAAAUAUAGUUACGACAAUUGCAAUGUGCCUGAUGGUCAGCCAGGCAGCAGAUCUGGUCUGCAUAUUCACGGAUUUCACCAAUCACGUGAGCUUCAUUGUGGCGGACAUCAUUUUGUGCUUCAGCCUGUUGGCCGCAUUCUUUUGGUUGAAUAGCUUCGGCUAUUACAUAUGGAAAACCUUUCGAUCGAGGAAUGUGUUUCUGCGCGUCACCGACGGACGCAAAUAUUGUUACUACUCGUUCUAUGCAUGGGGCUGCACAGCUACAAUGGCUGUGCUGGCGGUCUUCGCGCAUUUCUUCCUCGACGCCGACUCGUACAAGAAGGAGAAUAUGCGGGGCGAGCAGCAAACGAUUGGUUGGCUGGGCAUAUGCAUAUUCUUUGCACCGAUUGCGUGCACUAUCAUAGUAAACAUAUUCUUCUAUGUGACCACACGGAAGCUGAUCAACCGUCGCACCGUCUACGGACGCAUUGCCCACAAGCUGAAGGCUAACUUCAUCAUGUUCUCGCUGAUGUUGCUGGUGAUGUCAUUUGCCUGGCUGUUUCUUACCAUGUCUUGGUUGGCUCUAGACGGCCUACUCUAUGCGCACAUAAUAGUGAAUGCAUUCCAGGCUCCACUGCUGCUAUACAUAUGCGUUCUACGGCAGCGCCAUGUGACUUAUCUACUAAGGAAGUCCUGCUGUUACAAUGAGCCACCAUCAACAAAUGAUUGGGGCGACGAGAUGCACCACAUGAAUGGUAAUGAUUAUUGAGACCGCCCACCCAAGCUCUAAAGGAGCUAACCCGAAGUUAUAUUUGAGCACGGGCCUUAGUCUGUCAACUAAUUGUAAGAUCUACUCGUAGCUAGGCUAAGUGUUUUUGUAGAUUAACAAUGUUAAACAUUGAGAUUUGUACUUAAAACUAAUUUAUAGAACAA
Molecule: messenger RNA, 1985 nt
Organism: Drosophila novamexicana
Lineage: Eukaryota; Metazoa; Arthropoda; Insecta; Diptera; Drosophilidae
Gene: mthl5
Product: probable G-protein coupled receptor Mth-like 5
Exons: 7
Coding region: 277-1821 (514 amino acids)
Biological process (GO): G protein-coupled receptor signaling pathway; cell surface receptor signaling pathway
Cellular component (GO): membrane
Molecular function (GO): G protein-coupled receptor activity
Source: RefSeq, a predicted model, not a curated record